CCCCCAUACUCCCGCCCACCCGCGUCACUCUCUCAGCCCCGCUCCACCCGCCGCCGCCGCCUUCCGGAAUCCCGAUGGCGUCCGCGGCUGCGCCCCCGACCUCGCUCUCCCUCGUGGCCCGCGCGGCCACCAGGGCUGCCGCCGCCGCCGCCACCCCGCUGCGCAGGGGAGGCCUCGCGGCGGCGUGCCAGCCGGCGCGGUCGCUGGCGUUCGCGGCGGGCGACGCGCGGCUCGCGGUCCACGUCGCGUCGCGGUGCCGCCAGGCGUCGUCCGCGCGCGGGACCCGCGCCAUGGCCACCAUGGCCAAGAAGAGCGUCGGGGACCUCACGGAGGCCGACCUCGAGGGGAAGCGCGUCUUCGUGCGCGCCGACCUCAACGUGCCGCUCGACGAGAACCAGAACAUCACUGACGACACCCGCGUCCGCGCCGCCGUCCCCACCAUCCAGUACCUCAUCGGCAAGGGCGCCAAGGUCAUCCUCUCCAGCCACUUGGGUCGCCCUAAGGGUGUUACUCCCAAGUUUAGCUUAGCUCCCAUUGUACCACGGCUGUCUGAGCUUCUUGGUAUUCAGGUGCAAAAAGCUGACGAUGUUAUUGGCCCUGAAGUUGAGAAAUUGGUGUCUGCCUUGCCCAAUGGUGGUGUUUUGCUUCUCGAGAACGUAAGAUUUUACAAGGAAGAGGAGAAGAAUGACCCAGAGUUUGCACAGAAGCUUGCCUCCCUUGCAGAUCUUUAUGUUAAUGAUGCAUUUGGAACAGCCCACAGGGCACACGCAUCAACUGAGGGAGUCACCAAGUUCUUGAAGCCUUCUGUUGCAGGGUUCCUUUUGCAGAAGGAGCUUGACUACCUUGUUGGAGCUGUUUCAAGCCCUAAACGUCCAUUUGCUGCCAUCGUGGGUGGCUCAAAGGUGUCAUCCAAGAUUGGGGUUAUUGAAUCCCUGUUGGAAAAGUGUGAUAUCCUUCUUUUGGGUGGUGGUAUGAUCUUCACAUUUUACAAGGCACAAGGACUUUCUGUUGGUUCUUCGUUAGUCGAGGAAGACAAACUUGAGCUCGCAACAUCUCUGCUUGCAAAGGCAAAGGAAAAGGGUGUCUCCCUUAUGUUGCCAACUGAUGUUGUCAUUGCUGAUAAGUUUGCCCCUGAUGCUAACAGCCAGAUUGUUCCAGCAUCUUCAAUUCCUGAUGGUUGGAUGGGGCUGGACAUCGGCCCAGAUUCUGUUGCUUCAUUCAAUGCAGCCCUGGACACAACCCAGACAGUCAUCUGGAACGGGCCCAUGGGUGUUUUUGAAUUCGACAAGUUCGCUGUAGGAACUGAGGCUGUUGCGAAGAAGUUGGCAGAGCUUAGCGGCAAGGGUGUCACAACCAUCAUUGGAGGUGGAGACUCUGUUGCAGCCGUUGAGAAGGUGGGAGUUGCUGAUGUUAUGAGCCACAUUUCAACGGGAGGUGGAGCUAGCUUGGAAUUGUUGGAAGGAAAGGAGCUUCCUGGAGUUAUUGCAUUGGAUGAAGCCGCCACGGUGACUGUAUGAAGCUAAGUUUUCAAUUUGUUUCACCUUCAUCUUCGUGUACCGUGUAAACUUGUUACAUUCUUGCUCGCUCCUUAUCAGCCGCUCGAAAUGUAAGAGAUCAAUGCUUUAUAGAGCCACUGGAAAUUGUUUGAAUAACUACACAAUAAUAUGUGUUUACCUGAGUCAUAACAAA
Messenger RNA from Panicum hallii, 1689 nucleotides. Its product is annotated as phosphoglycerate kinase, chloroplastic. Gene Ontology annotation, molecular function: ADP binding; phosphoglycerate kinase activity; ATP binding. The coding region runs from base 75 to 1517 and encodes 480 amino acids. Gene Ontology annotation, cellular component: cytosol. Gene Ontology annotation, biological process: gluconeogenesis; glycolytic process. The transcript is spliced from 6 exons. The record is from RefSeq and is a predicted model, not a curated record. Lineage: Eukaryota; Viridiplantae; Streptophyta; Magnoliopsida; Poales; Poaceae.